This is a messenger RNA of Mya arenaria, 2753 nucleotides long. RefSeq lists its product as uncharacterized. The record is from RefSeq and is a predicted model, not a curated record. The transcript has 2 exons. Bases 36 to 1106 code for a protein of 356 amino acids. NCBI's taxonomy places the organism in Eukaryota, Metazoa, Mollusca, Bivalvia, Myida, Myidae.
CUUAACCGAGUCAAUGAAUAAGCUUUCAUUUGAAAAUGUUUAUUAAAAAUGUGGUGUUCCAUUUCAAUUCAAGCCGUUUAAAUUCACAGAUCGAAGGCAUCUUAUCUCGAGUAUUAAGAAUGAGCGGCACAAAAGUACCACAUACCCGAAUAAAGAAACCACAGGCUGGGAUCAGAACACAUCCACACAGCAAAUAUGCGCAAUCAAAAUUAAAGUCAAGUGAAACCGCCAGUACCGAAACGAAUGAUGAAGAAGAAUCUUGGAUGGCGAAAACCGAAAAAGUCCUCAAUGCAGGAAUGAAGCCCAUAGAUGCAGCACAGAAGCUUCAGUUGGAACAGAAAUACGCAGCAAUGUCGAGUAACGCGUCUGUUGGUGACAACCCUGAAGUAAAGAUUAUACCGAUUCCUGAAUACAAAGGAAUGAUUGAGGACCUUACUAGACUUAGGGAAAUAAAUGUUGCGCACACCAAUCAGAUUAAAGAACUUGAGCUGGAAACACGAAAGGUGUUGGGUGAAUUUGGAGGACUAUAUGAAGAAAACGCAAAACUACGAAAUAAAUUGGAUACAGGCGGUGAACCCUUUGCAGAAUCAUACAGGAGGAUAUUUGAUGAUCGCAAAACUUUACGAGAGGCCGAGGCUGGCUAUAAAAAGCGCAUUAUUCGGUUUGAACAAGAAGUAGUAGACGCUAAAAAGAAAAUAGCGAAACUUGAACAUGAUAUUCAGGCAACGAAAACAAGACUUGAAAAGUACAAGAAGAUAACAAGUAAAGAUAAAGUUCUCGACGCGCUGAACAAGCAAAUAAAAGAUCUUAAAGACGAAAAUAAAGGGCUGAAAGCAGAGCUAAAACUAUUAGUUCAAGCUGCAACAAGAGCUCCAAGAAAGCAAAACAGUGUUUCUUUGGCUGAAAGCAAGCCUGGGACAAAAACACGUCGAAAGUUCUUAGAUCAAGGAAAAGCUAAAAUAGAUUGCAAAAAAGAAAGCCACAUUUCUAAAACAAAACACGGAGAUUCUAAGGAAGUGGACACUGAAGUCAAUAGAUAUCAUGAUCAUGGAUACUAUUUCGACUAUAGGAAUGGUCUUCCGGAUACAGAUAUUAAUCACUGGUAAUACGGGAUCUAUAUAGCAUGCAUUGUUUUAAUAGUUCGUAGCUGCUGUCAAGAAUAAAUGAAUUGAAUAACAAUAUAUGUAUGUAUACACACUAGGAACCUCGUUGUCAGUAGCAUAUGUGCAAAACUUAAAGGGGCUAGACACCAGAUGACCCUAAAAUCGGCAAAUACCUUAUUUCCACAAAACAAGUCUAGAGCUAUCAAAACGACAACAUGAGGCCGAUAAUACAUCAUUUUACAUUAUUUAACGAGUGUUUAACUUUUUAAAAAUAGCGCAUAAUGGUUUCCCAAUCUAUAGUGUGCAUAUACUUUUAAGCUUGUGACUGUAACAUGAUUAGUACAGGUACAUAUACCGACGCUUCUCUUUUAAUUAACUGGGAUGUACCUGGUAGACAAACCCAGUAAAUAUUGAAUUGGAAAAAAUACUCAAAUACUGCGAAAGACACAUAUGUAGCGAUGGGAUACCUUAGUAAGAUUCAAUGCGAUGUACACAUAGAUAUUUUGUGAAAAAAUUGACAUUUUUUUUUGCAAUUGUAUCAUCUGGUGUCUAUUCCCUUUAACAAUGGGGUAAAGAGGUCAUUGAUCUCUAGCAUGUGCUCAUCAUUUAAGGACGUAAAUACAAUACUAAUGGUUACUGCCAUAACCGUGUUAUUUUAAACCCGCUUCCAAUCAUAAGGCGUCUAGGCCAGCCACUACCAAGCUGUAUAAUCACAUUCAAGUAAUUUCUUACUCUUCAAACGUAUGUGUUAUAUGUUUCCUACACAGUGUCAUGCCCCUCUAGUUUAUGUUACAGUAUGAGAUUGCCUAUUUAACUGAAAACUCAAAAGUCUUUACCUGGAAAAUAAAUCACAAACACUCUAAUCCUUGCCCGAGUGCGAGUAUUAAUAAAUUUACACCACCACCCUUUUGAAAGAUUUAAUAAUUGAAGGUGAUUCGACAGUUGACAACCUCCUGAGGUAAUUUACAAAACCAUUCCUUAAGUUAACUCAAGAGUGGUCAAAUUUGCGUUGAACACAGCAUGCCUCAAUGAACAAUGCCAAACAAAUGAAACUGUGCGCAGUAGAAACAUACAAACAAAUACAACUCAAACAUUCAAACAAUAGUUAUUGAUCGAUGUUAAAAAAACUAUUUUGAAAUCCUAUAUCAAUAACUGUGAGCGUUUUGGUAGUGAGUUCAAACUUGCCACAGUGACAGCAACUUUUGUUUACUUCCUGUUGAAUGGCGCCAAUUAUUAAGUCUAUGUUAUCUAAAUAAAGCAUUUUUGUUGCUGUAGUAACAUAUGUGUAAUGUUGCAAAGAAAAAAUGUAUGUGUUGGUAUGCUUAUACCGCGUGCGUUAGUUUGCUUUUACUAUAUUACAUCUUAUUAUUAUUGCACGACAAGUACCCCACACUGCUCCAGUCAAAUAAAUGUUCUAACCUCAGCUUCAGUCCGUACACAAAGGAAAACAAAACUCAUUUGAAAAAUAUAAAUUGCAUAGAUUAAGAGAUAGUGACUGGCAAUUCACAUAUCAACAAUUAUAUAGGAAAACAUGGCAGCAUUGUUACAAUGUUUUAUGUUGAUGUUAUGUAAACACUGUGGACAUGUUAUGUUUGCCUGGUAUUGUUUUUUUUCAUUUACUUGAAAGAGAAUUUUGAAAAUAAAAUUCAA